Triticum aestivum (bread wheat) is the source of this 1695-nucleotide messenger RNA. RefSeq names its product cellulose synthase-like protein D4. Gene Ontology annotation, molecular function: cellulose synthase (UDP-forming) activity. Bases 1 to 1695 code for a protein of 564 amino acids. Lineage: Eukaryota; Viridiplantae; Streptophyta; Magnoliopsida; Poales; Poaceae. Gene Ontology annotation, cellular component: membrane. Gene Ontology annotation, biological process: cellulose biosynthetic process. The transcript is spliced from 4 exons. The record is from RefSeq and is a predicted model, not a curated record.
AUGGUGGUGGAGUGGGUGCCGCAAGAGGAGGUGCUCCGGCACGCGGCCGUGGCCGGGUUCUGGACGCACGGGGGCUGGAACUCGACGACGGAGAGCGUUUGCGAGGGGGUGCCGAUGCUGUGUCGCCCGCACUUCGGCGACCAGAUGGGGAACGCCAGGUACGUGGAGCACGUGUGGAGGGUGGGCUUCGAGGUCGCCGGCGCGCUCGAGAGCUGGCGGCGUGGAGGCCGCCAUCCAGCGGCUCGUCACAGGGAGCGAGGGAGCGGAGAUGCGGGCCAGGGCCAGGGACCUGGUGGAGACGUCAUCGGGGUGGUUUUGCACAUCCCUCCCACGCCGGACAGGACCACGGCGUCCGCGUCCACGGACGCGCCCGCAGCUGAGGAGGAGGAGGAGGUGCUGCCGGAGAGGAGCUACGUCUCCGGCACCAUCUUCACCGGCGGCCUCAACUGUGCGACGCGCGCCCACGUGCUCAGCAACUCUGCCGACGGCGCUCGGCCGGCCGCCUCUGUCAACAUGUCCUGCAAGAUGCGCGGCUGCGACAUGCCGGCGUUGGCGGCCACCCGCCCUGUGAUCUGCGAGGAGUGCUACAUGGACUGUGUCGCCGCCUCCGGCAACUACCCAGGCUGCAAGGAGGCCUACUCCGUCGGCAGCGACACCGACAACUCCGUCGACGAGGACGACGACGACGCCAUCUCCUUGUCGGAGGAGAGGGACCAGAUGCCCAUGACAUCCAUGUCCAAGCGCUUCUCCAUGGUGCACUCCAUCAAGAUGCCCAUGCCCAGCAGCAACGGCAAGCCGGCUGACUUCAACCACGCCCGGUGGCUCUUCGAGACCAAGGGCACCUACAGCUACGGCAACGCUCUAUGGCCCGAGAACGAGCACGGCGGCGGCGGCAACAGCGCUGGGGCCACCUCCAGAUUCGUCGGCAUCGAGGAGCCGCCCAACUUCGGUGCCCGCUGCUGCCGGCCCCUGACGAGGAAGACCAGCGUCUCUCAGGCCAUACUCAGCCCAUCGACAUGGAUGUUUGACGGCUCCCAGUGGGCCGGCACUUGGCUCGCCCGGGCGACGGAUCACGCGCGCGGCAACCACGCUGGCAUCAUUCAGGCAAUGCAUGUGCCACCGACCUCGGAGCCAGUGCUUGGCGGUGAGCCGGCGGAGUCUGGUGCGCUGAUCGACACGACGGGCGUGGACAUCCGGCUACCGAUGCUGGUGUACGUUUCGCGCGAGAAGAGGCCCGGGUACGACCACAACAAGAAGGCCGGCGCCAUGAACGCGCUGGUCAAGACGAGUGCCAUCAUGUCAAACGGGCCCUUCAUCCUCAACCUGGACUGCGACCACUGCGUGCACAACUCGGCGGCGCUCCGCGAAGGGAUGUGCUACAUGCUCGACCGCCGCGGCGACCGCGUCUGCUACGUGCAGCUCCCGCAACGGUUCGAGGGCAUCGACCCCAACGACCGGUACGCCAACCACAACCUCGUCUUCUUCGAUGUCGCCAUGCGCGCCAUGGACGGGCUGCAGGGCCCCAUGUACGUCGGAGGCUGCAUCUUCCGCCGCACCGCUCUGUAUGGGUUCAGCCCGCCGCGCGCCACCAAGCACCACGGUUGGCUCGGCAGGAAGAUCAAGCUGUUCCUGAGGAAGCCCACCAUGGGGAAGAAGACGGACAGGGAGCUGGUCAUGGCGAUUUUGCAAAAAUAA